AUGCCCAAGUUCGUUCCUCGCCAGCGAAAACAAAAGCACCGGCGCCAAGAGCCUGCUGCGCCGGUCGAUACCAAUGUUGCGGAGCUGGCGCCAGUCUCCAAAGAUGAAAAGGAAGCUCGGAGACAGAAGCUUCGCGAGGAGCUUCGAGAUCAGCACACCAAUGUCUCGUCGAAGAAGCAAAAGCGCUUGGAUAAGUAUAUUGAAACCAAAUUGAAGAAGGAAGAGAACGCCGAACUCUUGAAGAAGCUCGCUCAAGCGAAAACCGAUCAUUCCGGUCUUCAUAGCUUCCGAGAUUUGGGCAAGCGCAAGCGCGAAGGCGAUGAAGUCGCUCCUGAGCCCGCCGUUAAAGUAUCGGACCGAACUUCCUCCGCUCAAGAUCUGUCCGGAGACGAAACAGACGACUCCGAUCGUGGUCUGAAGGUCUCCGAUCCUGCCACUGAUCCCGAUCCUACCCCGAAACCCCAAACAGUUGUUGGAAGUGGAUUGAAACGCCCUCUCGAGCUCGGCCCCGACGGUUUCCCGAUCCUCAAAAAGCGGAAGCGCGCUGCGAAGCCGGCACCGGCACCGGCGCCUGUACAGGAACCUGAUUGGGAUGGAUUCGGAUCAGACGAGGGAAACUCGGAUGAAGAGUGCUCGGACAAGGAUGUGGACAACUCGGAUAGCGAUGCGGAGGAGGAUCCGGAAGGCGAAGAUUCCGAGUCGUCCGAAGGUACUUCUGACGAGGAGGAUUCUGGCGAAGGCUCUGAUGAAGAAGAUUCCGACGAUGAAGGUGAGGAAGCCCCUCACAAAAUCAAGCCAAGAGAAUCCGCUUUUAAAUCCUGGGCCGUCCAACAAAUCAAUGAAGCCGUGGGCUUUAAGCCAGAGGCACCGACGAUCACCGAUUAUGCCCAGCAGCAAGCAUUUGCACCUCCCCGAAAGGAGGCAAAGAACACGGUCUACGAAGAAGAGCCUCUGCCACUAGAGCUUCAAGUCACCCAGGGCGAUCCCUACCGCAAGGCUUUCAGUGUCCCCGUGGAACGCUCAGAAGAAAUCCAAAAUGCCCGUAUGGGCCUUCCGGUUGUUGGUGAGGAGCAGAAGAUCAUGGAGGCCAUUCACAACAACUCUACCAUAGUCAUCUGGGGUGCCACUGGUAGCGGAAAGACUACUCAGUUGCCCCAAUUCCUCUUCGAAUCCGGCUACGGCAACCCGAACAGCCCCAAUCCGGGUUUGAUCGGUGUCACUCAACCCCGUCGAGUGGCGGCCGUGAGUAUGGCGAACCGUGUCUCUCAGGAACUUGGCCAAUACUCCGAUCACGUCUCCUAUCAGAUCCGAUUCGAGACAACUGUCUCCAAGAAGACUGCCAUCAAGUUCAUGACUGAUGGUAUUCUUCUCCGAGAAAUCGCAGAGGACUUUUCUCUUCGCAAGUAUUCCGUCAUCAUCAUUGAUGAGGCUCACGAGCGGAGUGUCAACACUGAUAUUCUGAUUGGUAUGGUCAGCCGUAUUGUGGAUCUGCGCAAAUCAAUGAUGGCCGAAGACCCGACAGUCACACCCCUGAAGAUUGUCAUCAUGUCUGCCACUCUGCGUAUCUCCGACUUCACCCAAAAUUCUAGCCUUUUUCGCCAAGGGCCACCUCCACUGGUCCAGGCUGAGGGCCGCCAGUACCCCGUCACCGUCCACUUUGCCCGUCGCACACACCGUGAUUACGUUGAAGAGGCUUUCCGUAAAGUCUCGCGUGGUCACCGUAAGCUGCCACCUGGUGGAAUGCUUGUGUUCUUAACUGGACAGCAAGAGAUUCGACAGCUGUCAAAGCGGCUGAAGCAGACAUUUAAACCAACACAGCGGGCAGAUGCAACUCAAGCAAAGGUGCAGAUUUCCGCAAACGACGCACCUUUGGAAGCAGAAGACUUGGAGCUCGGUGGUACGGAGAUGGACAAUGCCGGCGUAGACGACGAAAGUGAUGUCGAAAUCACCGGACUCGACGAACCAGAUGAUGAAGACGAAGGUUUCGACCUGGGCGAGGAUGCCAUGGAUGAGUCUACUCGCGUCCACGUCUUGCCUUUAUACUCGCAAUUGCCCACCAAAGAGCAGAUGAAGGUCUUUGAGCCGCCACCAGAGAACUCGCGGUUGAUCAUCCUAGCCACCAACGUCGCCGAAACCUCCCUGACCAUCCCGGGAAUCAAGUACGUCUUCGACUGCGGUCGAUCCAAGGAGAAGCAAUACGACCUCUUCACCGGUGUGCAGAGUUUCCAGAUCGGCUGGAUCAGCAAAGCCAGCGCAAACCAGAGAGCUGGUCGAGCCGGUCGAACAGGACCAGGUCACUGCUACCGCAUGUAUUCGUCGGCCGUCUACGAAAAUGACUUCGACGAAUAUACCGAUCCAGAGAUCCUCCGCACCCCCAUCGAAGGAAUCGUCCUCCAAAUGAAAAGCAUGGGUCUGCACAACGUGAUCAAUUUCCCCUUCCCUACACCUCCCAGCCGCCAGGGUCUCGCCAAAGCAGAAAAGCUGCUCAAGAACCUCGGUGCCCUCUCUGCCAGUGGCCAAGUAACGCAAAUUGGCCGCCGUCUCUCCACAUACCCCCUCUCCCCCCGAUUCGGCAAAAUGCUCUACAUCGGACACCAGCACGGCUGCAUGCCCUAUGUCAUUGCACUCGUCGCAGCCCUCGCCGUCGGCGAUCUCUUCGUCGCGGAGAACCAAGUGAACCCCGUCGACAACGCGCCGUCAAAUAAACAUAAAAGCGACGACAGCUCUAGCGACGAGGACGGGGAUGAUAGAAAAGUCUACACAAACGCGGACCGUCUAGAAGACACGGAGCGCGAAAAGAAAUCCAAAGACUACGCUCGCGUUCAUCGGUUGUUGAGUAAACACGACGAUACAUCCGACGCCUUAAAAUACCUCUCCGCCAUCUGCGCCUACGCAUACGCCUCAGACGGCGAAGCCUUCAGCGAGCAGAUGUUCUUCCGCGCAAAGGCCUUCAAGGAAGCUUCCCAGCUCCGUCGCCAAUUGACCGACAUCGUCCGGUCCAAUACCUCUGGCGUCGUAGGCACCUACGAACCGCGUCUCCCAGAACCCUCCGCGAAGCAAAUCAAGGCCCUGAAACAAAUCGUUACAGCCGGCUUCAUCGAUAACGUCGCUAUCCGCGCUGAUAUGGCCCCCGUUCCACCAGAGAACCCUCGUGCUCCCCGUCGCGCCAUCGACGUGCCCUACCUCACGCUCUUCCGCUCGCGCGAGGGUCCUGCACAAGAUAUCUCCGAACGAGCCGUCUUCGUCCACCCCACCUCUGCCCUGGCGAAACUUACGCCGAAGGAAAUGCCGCAGUAUAUCAUCUACUCGCAUCUGCAGCAGUCGACUACUUCGCUGGUUUCGGAACAAGCGCCGAAGAUUAGAAUGUUCCCGCUUGUCGUUCCGAGUGGGUUGCAGCUUGCGGCGAUUGCGCAUGAUACCCCAUUGUUGGAGUAUGGGAAGCCGAUUGGAAAGACGGAGAUCUUGGAGGGUAUUCCGGUGCGCCGCUCGGCGUGGGUUGUGCCUUCGUUGGUUGGUGAUGCUGGUGGUGCUGGCUGGCCUUUGCCUGCGAAGAAGGUUGUUCAGAAGAAGGAUCCGAGAGAAGGCUGGGUUAUUGAGAAAUUUGUGGCUUAA
Messenger RNA from Penicillium argentinense, 3612 nucleotides. Its product is annotated as ATP-dependent RNA helicase ECM16. The record is from RefSeq and is a predicted model, not a curated record. Lineage: Eukaryota; Fungi; Ascomycota; Eurotiomycetes; Eurotiales; Aspergillaceae. The transcript is spliced from 2 exons. Gene Ontology annotation, molecular function: ATP binding; RNA binding; ATP hydrolysis activity. Gene Ontology annotation, cellular component: nucleolus; intracellular anatomical structure. The coding region runs from base 1 to 3612 and encodes 1203 amino acids. Gene Ontology annotation, biological process: maturation of SSU-rRNA from tricistronic rRNA transcript (SSU-rRNA, 5.8S rRNA, LSU-rRNA).